UCAAAUAUCCAGCGUCAUCUUGGCGCGGAGGCUCUCCGUGACCGUGUACGGCCCCAGCGACGCCGGCGGGCCCGCCUCGCGCGCCGGCGGCGCUAGCCCGUUCGCCAGCCGCCACUGUAGGUACCGCUCGUUGCGAACUAGGUUCGCUAGCGUCAGUGGACCCGAGCCCCAGAAGCCGGCGGCAUUGGCAUGGGGGUGGCUGUCUGCCAGGGUGGCCCUGGGCGUUGCGGCGCUGGCGCUCUCGCAUGCCGUUGAGACGCCUGCUGCGGCUUCUGCUGCGGUGCUCCACCCCCCGGUCGCCGAACUCAUGGCUCCAGAGCACGUCUCGUAUCCGGACGCGGCUUGCAGGAGCUGCGGGCAGUUACGCUUGUUGCUAUGCUGCUGGGCGGCCGGCUGCUCGAAGCUGGCUGGGCGCGGGCUGUCGCACACGGCCGAGAUGGAGGCUUGGUCGGCUCCGUCGUUGUCGUCGUCGUAUUCGUCGUCGAUAUAGUUCACGGCGUCUCCGUCUUCCUCGCCCAAGGCUCCGUGCAAGUAGCCAUGGCUCUGGCUUUCUCCGUUCUCCGCUAGCUGCGACAAGGCGGCGUGGGCCGAUGAGCCGGGCGUGCUUUGCCUCUCGUCCUUGUCCGCCGUGUCAAUGUUCGCCGUCUCAAUGUCCGUCCGCUGAUCGUCCUUGGGCUCGAGCCGGCCGUCGUACAGCAUGUCCUUGCUUGGUGAGCCGGGGAGGGGGUGGGUUUGGUUUGUUUGAGGUCGGCGUUCGUGGGGGCGUGUUGCAGGUGCGCAGAGUCCACAAAAGUCUCUGGCCCGCUUGUUUGUUCUUGGCUGUCGCAACCUCGAGUCUGCGAGGGGGUUUGUUGUCGACUGCUGGACAGGAUCGCGGGGGCUUUAUGCUGCUGGUCGACGACCGAGGUCUUGCCUGCCGCGCCAGGCGGGCCAGCAUGAGAACCGACGAGAAACCCUCUCGUCCCUCGUAGUCUAGGAACCGGUGGUCCCGACGUGCGACAUGGCUGGGCAAGGGUUGGUGCGUGUGUGGGUUGGUGUUAACUGCCCAGACUCAGGGAUCGCCUCCUUGACGUGGCUAGCCAUGUGGAUAGCCGCAGCUCUGUCACACGCAAACAAGUUGUCAGCUACCGAUCAACUGCCGGAGGAAGCGGACUCGC
Molecule: messenger RNA, 1157 nt
Organism: Lasiosphaeria miniovina
Lineage: Eukaryota; Fungi; Ascomycota; Sordariomycetes; Sordariales; Lasiosphaeriaceae
Exons: 1
Coding region: 246-971 (241 amino acids)
Source: RefSeq, a predicted model, not a curated record